UUUCCUUUGCAAAAGGCACUCAGAGUAAAUAAGUUGAGACAACAACAAAACUCAGUCAGCGUUGCCUCUUAUGCAAGUUGCUGUGGUGCAAGCACUCCUUCCUGCCUGUUUGAAGGCGCAAAGGGAGAAAGGAGGAUGAGGGGAAUGAACAUGGGGAUGUGGAGCUGGGGGACCCCACCUUCUCCACUGCACAUGCUGAGGGCUAAGCCAGCAGAAGCAUCUGGCUUUGGGGAUAAAUGAAACUGUGAUCAGAGAUUCCUGUUAAAUACUAACCUGAGGGAGUGAGUCACCCUGCAGGCUGUAGUCAGGCUGACGGACACAGGGUACCAGGCCAUAUAGAGUGUGUCAUCUGUCAGAAGCAGAUGCUGCACAUGAAAUAAGGAGCAGGCAGCAUUUGUCCACCUGCUGGGCUCUCUCCUCUAGGAGCAGGGAGAAAGUAUGCUCUAUUGUGUUUCUGCAAUUUCUGCAGUUAAUCUUAGCCCUGCUAUUCUGGUUGAAAGACUCCUUUAUUGCCUGAGAAGACAGCAGCAUGAUGUUUGAAAGCAGGCUGUUUGCAGGCCGCAGCCCCUGAUGACAGGCAGAACAUGAGACUGGACAGGACUAGCCCUAUCUCUGCAUCCUUAUUUUGUCUCAGACUCAGGAACAGGCUCCUGCACAAGCCACCAGUGGCUGGCACUGCAACGAGGUACCCAAGUGAUGAGGAGAGCUGUGGUGGGCCAUCUGUAGCUCAUUUUCCUUUCCCUUGCAGUGUGUUCCAUGGGAAACAGCACCAGCCGGCUCUACAGCGUGCUCGCCAAGACGCUGAGCAGCGGUGCCGUAUCCCAGCACCAGGACUGCCUGGAGCAGCUGGACCCAGCUCAGCUGGAUCCUAUAGACCCCAAGGAUCUGCUGGAGGAAUGUCAGGUCGUUCUGCAGAAGAGGCCACCCCGGUUUCAGAGGAACUUUGUGCACCUGAAGAAGAACACUGCCAGUAACCACCGCCCCAUCCGGGUCAUGCAGUGGAACAUCCUCGCCCAAGCUCUCGGGGAAGGCAAAGACAACUUUGUUCAGUGCCCCAUGGAAGCUCUGAAGUGGGAGGAGAGGAAGUGCCUCAUCCUGGAGGAAAUCCUGGCGUACAAGCCCGACAUCCUGUGCCUUCAGGAGGUCGACCACUACUUCGACACCUUCGAGCCGCUGCUCAGCCGCCUGGGCUACCAGUGCACGUUCUUCCCGAAGCCGUGGUCACCGUGCCUGGACGUGGAGCACAACAACGGGCCGGACGGCUGCGCCCUGUUCUUCCUGAGGGAGCGCUUCCAGCUGGUCAGCAGCGCCAACAUCCGCCUGACGGCCAUGAAGCUCAAGACCAACCAGGUGGCCAUCGCCCAGACGCUGCGGUGCCGCGAGACCGGCCGGCUCUUCUGCAUCGCCGUCACCCACCUGAAAGCGCGCACGGGCUGGGAGCGCUUCCGCUCCGCCCAGGGCUGCGACCUGCUGCAGAACCUCAAGGACAUCACCCAGGGAGCCAAGAUCCCCCUGAUUGUCUGCGGGGAUUUCAACGCAGAGCCCACCGAGGAGGUGUACAGGGAGUUCUCCAACUCCAGCCUCAACCUGAACAGCGCCUACAAGCUGCUGAGCCCCGACGGGCAGUCGGAGCCCCCCUACACCACCUGGAAGAUCCGGCCCUCGGGAGAGUGCCGGCACACUCUGGAUUAUAUCUGGUACUCCCAGCACGCCUUGAACGUGACCUCAGCCCUGGGCUUGCUGACUGAAGAGCAGAUUGGGCCCAACAGGCUGCCCUCCUUCAAUUACCCCUCCGAUCACCUGUCCCUCGUGUGUGACUUUAGUUUCAGUCAGGACCCUGACAGACUGCUGUGAUGUCUUGGAAUGCCACUUGGUAUUGCAGUGUCUGAACUCGCCAGUCUUUUAUUUUAGAGAAAACCUUUGAAGCCAGAUGCUGUUGAGAGAUGAGGAAAUACUGUUGACUAACCAUUAUUUCAGGCACUUGUUUUGGAGUUACACUUGCUGUUCAACCCUCGUUAAUGUGCAGCCUUCGAGGGAAGAAGAAGGAAGCCAGUGUUCUCAUCAUGCUCUUCUUUCCAUGUAAGGGUUUGAAAACUAGAGGGGAAAUGAGCUUUAUCCUUUCACUAAGCCCCCUGUUUUAAGGAUUUAAUCCUCUAAUGAAUGUGGAGGCCUUAGUAUUUAAAUCAAAACACUUGUGUUUGUAAAACAACUUGCCCUGACAGCAUGCUAAUUUUAUUUAUUUCAUGUUAAGCUUCUGCAAGUACCAAAGGGAAUGAGGUUCGACCACCCAGUCACAUUGUCUUAAAUCUUUUUGUGUUGCAAUAUGAAGGAAGUUUAACUCAGUUUAGACAAAAAGCUGAGCUCAUAGUAGUGUGGUGGUGUCAUUUUUCUGUGACCUGAGAUGACAAAUUCACUAGAAGUGUGAGAAGGGCCCCCUGCAGUAAGAGCAGGUGAGGAAACAGAGGCUGACCAUGACCUAGAGUAAUGCCCUCACUUUUCCAGAACAAUGUGCAUGUGUCUGUCACACACAUACAGCCUGUAGGCUGUACAGUCACUGUACCUUCAUCUCUUCUGUGCUUCCCUCUGGAGGACACAGCUAACCAGGGACUAUUUCUUCCUCUGCUUUGAGUAUUACUUUUCUAAAUGGUUUAAAUUUGUAGUCUUGUCGAUCUUGCUGUUUCAGUAAAGGGCCAGUCUUAAUGUGGAAAGAUUUUCUUUUAUUUAUCUUCAGAAUCUAAAGCUACACUGGAACCUGUUAUAAAAUUUAUUUAUUGAGAGAAACUGGUGAUCCUGCAUCUGAUUGGAAAUCGUAGAGUGACAGUGUUCAGGAGCCUCUUCCUGUGACCCAGGAAAACUCUGGUAAAGCAGCUGGGCUACAACAGAGCUGUGUUAGUGUGUUAACUCCUGUGAUUGCUCAUGGGUGACAUAGGAAUUGCAUAUAUGGAUUGUAAACAUGCCAUCAUGCCAGAAAAUGACAUGGGAAGAGAGGAGGGAAGAGGGACAACAGUUGGAGUUGGGCUGACAUUUAGAUAGUUGAGGAAGAGAUGUCAGGGCAAAUAAAGCAGUAUUUCCAUGUGAAGUAGGGUGCAUAGUAACUCUUAAAUGUUCCAGGUGUUUAUUAAUAAAACUCU
Ficedula albicollis (Collared flycatcher) is the source of this 3131-nucleotide messenger RNA. RefSeq names its product nocturnin (gene NOCT). Lineage: Eukaryota; Metazoa; Chordata; Aves; Passeriformes; Muscicapidae. The record is from RefSeq and is a predicted model, not a curated record. Gene Ontology annotation, biological process: circadian rhythm. The transcript has 2 exons. Gene Ontology annotation, molecular function: poly(A)-specific ribonuclease activity. Bases 757 to 1854 code for a protein of 365 amino acids.